AUGGGAUUUUGUCUCCUCGAAAAUGUGAAGCAACUGAACCUCUGGAAAGUGGUAGUCAGCGUGGCCACAGGGGCCGGGGCUGUCUACCUGUGCUACAAGGCCAUCAAGACUGGCUUACGAUGCCAGCCUCCCUUCUGCUCCAACUCUCCGGUCUGCAUUGCCCGUGAGUUCUUGGUCCCUGGGGAAAGGGCUCUGUCCCUGGAGACAUCUGCUUCUGAGGCCUUCCUUAUGGGAAGGCUCAAAGGCCUGGCUGUGGAGCGAGAGCGCCUUGGGCGGGACACGGGUGAGCUUCGAAAGCUUCUCAACUCUUUGGAGUGCAAUCAUGACGAAUUCACCAAGAGCAUGAUCCUGCAUAGUAUCACCCGCUGUGUGUACUUGCUGGAAGCUGAGGCCGCUGCUUGUACUAAUGAUGACAUCAGACUGGUGGGCUGCAUGCUGGAUGACAAGGACAACUGUGUCAAAAUCCAGGCUCUGAAUGCACUUAAGGCUUUCUCUGGCAUCAGAAAAUUCAGGGUUAAAAUCCAGGAACACUCCAUGAAGAUACUGGAGUUGAUUUCUACCAUUUGGGAUUCAGAGUUACACGUCUCAGGCCUCCGACUUCUCAACAACCUCCCAGUGCCUGAGUUUGUUCAUCCACAGCUGCGACGGGUGAUGCCUGCCUUGAUGGAGAUCCUGCAGUCAGACUAUAUCACAGCCCAGAUACAAGCCAUACGACUGCUGAGUACACUGGCCCAGAAGGAAGACCUUCUCUACGAUAUCCUUAACUGCCAGGUGCACCCCGCCUUCCUGAACCUUUUUCAGUGCUGUCGGCCAGGGAACCUGUUAUUUGAGAUCCUGGUGUUUGCUGAGCGGCUGAGCGAGGGCCGGAAUUCAGCCCAUUACCGAGCUGUGAAAUGGCACUACAACGAACAGUCUCUGCACGAAGCUCUCUUUGGGGCUGACUCGCGACUGGCAGACCGACUACUUGCCUUGGUCAUCCACCCGGAGGAGGAUGUUCAGAUCCAGGCCUGCAAGGUCAUAGUUACCCUGCAGUGCCCCCCAGAUCUGGGAAACCGGCCGACCUGCCAGCCUGCCUGCCAGACCAGUAAUUCCUUCUUUGCUAAUGUGGAGUAAAAGUUAGGGCCUCAUAAUAAAUUGAGAAAGGGAAAGAAGCAUGAA
Messenger RNA from Suncus etruscus (white-toothed pygmy shrew), 1158 nucleotides. RefSeq names its product armadillo repeat containing 12 (gene ARMC12). Gene Ontology annotation, cellular component: nucleus. Lineage: Eukaryota; Metazoa; Chordata; Mammalia; Eulipotyphla; Soricidae. The transcript has 7 exons. The coding region runs from base 1 to 1113 and encodes 370 amino acids. The record is from RefSeq and is a predicted model, not a curated record.